AUGCCUCCAGCCAUCGACCUGCUCAUCUGUGACACUGAUGAUUCCAGGCGCUACUGGAAUUGGGCUUUCCAGCAAGAACAAGCAAUGAAGGCAUUUCAGCUGAUCCUACAGGGUGUACAGGAGCUGGAUGGCCCUUUCCACAUGUCUGGAAUCAAAGCAAGGGCCCAGAGAAGGAGUGAAACGUCGGUUGAGGCAGAGCUCUUCAAUGGAGAGCAGUUCCCAGCUAGUGCCGCCUCUUCUAAGCAUCUUAAAAGGCAGUUUAAACCGAACAAGGACUACUUCCUUUGUAAAAGUAACUACCCACUUGAGAAGGGCCCGCUGAGCCCAUGCAUCUGCAGGGAGCGUAUACUGUGCCACUAUCCAUCCAGACCGGAGCGCAGCAUCACCUGCAAGCUUUGCGAGGUUGUCUGCCCCGCCCAGGUCAUCACCAGAGAGGUCCAGCCUCGGACCACCCGCUAUGAUAUCCACCCGGCCAAGUGCAUCUACUGCGGCUUCUGCCAGGAGGCCUGCCCUGCGGACACCAUCGUCAAGAGCCCCAACUUCGAGUUCUCUGCGGAGACGCAUAAGGAGCUGCUGUUCAACAAGAAGAUGCUCGACAACAGGGACAGGUGGGAGGCUGUGAUCAUGGACAUCCAGGCCAACUACUUCUACCGCUGA
Molecule: messenger RNA, 657 nt
Organism: Lynx canadensis (Canada lynx)
Lineage: Eukaryota; Metazoa; Chordata; Mammalia; Carnivora; Felidae
Product: NADH-quinone oxidoreductase subunit I-like
Biological process (GO): mitochondrial respiratory chain complex I assembly; mitochondrial electron transport, NADH to ubiquinone
Cellular component (GO): membrane
Molecular function (GO): NADH dehydrogenase activity; 4 iron, 4 sulfur cluster binding
Source: RefSeq, a predicted model, not a curated record